This is a messenger RNA of Chaetomium globosum CBS 148.51, 1203 nucleotides long. RefSeq lists its product as uncharacterized. The transcript has 3 exons. Lineage: Eukaryota; Fungi; Ascomycota; Sordariomycetes; Sordariales; Chaetomiaceae. The coding region runs from base 1 to 1203 and encodes 400 amino acids. Gene Ontology annotation, molecular function: protein-lysine N-methyltransferase activity; protein binding. The record is from RefSeq and is a predicted model, not a curated record. Gene Ontology annotation, biological process: peptidyl-lysine monomethylation.
AUGAAACGCAACCGGAGCCCCUAUCUGUUCUACGGACCCGACGCUCGGCCCGAACAUCUCGCGCCACGGCAUCUACAGGAUAACCUUGCAAGGUUGGCUAAGGAGAAUGCGGUCCUCUUGAAGGGAGUUCGCCUCAAGGAUAUCCCCGGUCGAGGCGCCGGAAUGGUGGCACACCGCCGUCUCAAGCGAGGGCAAAAAAUCCUACGAGUCCCCACACAAUUGGUUCACAGCCUGCACACAGUCCCCGAGCGCAUCUCCGGCAGGCUGCCACCUGAUAUGUCGAUCCACGCCCUCCUUGCCGCCAAUUUGACAGUCGACGGCAUGGCAGGGUUGUCUACGUGGAAAGAUUCCCUCCCUACGUUGGGCGACUUCAACACUGGUUUGCCAUUUAUGUGGCACAAGGAACUUCAGGAGCUUCUCCCGAAGCCCGCUCGAGAGCUCCUGAAAAAGCAGCAGGACAGCUUCCACCGGGAUUGGAACAAGGUCGCCAAGGCCUUUCCGGACCUGCGUCAGGACGACUACCUACACAGCUGGUUUGUCAUCAAUACGAGAACCUUCUACUACGCUACUCCGCGGACGGAGAAGUACCCCCCAGUUGAUAGGUUGGCCAUAGUCCCCAUAGCGGACUUCUUCAACCACGCUGACACCGGAUGCGAAGUGACCUUUGACAAGGACGGCUUCAUCGUUUCGGCAGACCGUGAUUAUCACGGUGAUCAGGAGGUUUAUAUAUCCUACGGCGCGCACACGAACGACUUCCUGUUGGCCGAGUAUGGUUUUCUACCGGCGGCGAACCGGUGGGAUGAAGUUUGCGUCGACGAGGUAAUCCUGCCAAAACCAAGCACGGCUCAUAAGGAGCUGCUCCAAGGCGAGGGGCUUCUCGGCCCGUUUAUGUUGGAUAGCGAAACCCUUGGAUGCAAGAAAACGCAGGCCGCCGUUCGGCUCCUGUGCUGUGGUAGUCGGGGGCAAUGGAAAGAGUCCUUGGAUGGAGAAGGCUGUGGAGAGCAUUGCCGAGGGGAGGCGUAUACAUUGCUAAGAUCACUGCUCGUCGACUACUCGGCCAUGGUCGGCAAGGCUGUACAAGAUGUUGGGGGGCUGCAAGUCGGACAAGCCGCUCAGCGGGAACUGCUUGAGCAGAGGUGGAGGCAGGUUGAUACAAUCGUCACGCAGGCACUCAGUCAUCUCCAGAGCCUUUCGGUCCUGUGA